Molecule: messenger RNA, 1140 nt
Organism: Tremella mesenterica DSM 1558
Lineage: Eukaryota; Fungi; Basidiomycota; Tremellomycetes; Tremellales; Tremellaceae
Exons: 3
Coding region: 1-1140 (379 amino acids)
Biological process (GO): mitochondrial proton-transporting ATP synthase complex assembly
Cellular component (GO): mitochondrion
Source: RefSeq, a predicted model, not a curated record
AUGUUACCAAGAAAAACUUUGAUCGUUUCUUCUCGAGCAUGGACCUCAAGACCAUCUUUCCUCAGGAAUGUAAGGUAUCUAGGGACGGAAAGUCUUUUAGACGUUAUCACUCCUCGUGAAGCUGUGGAGAAGGGGAAGAAAGAAUACGAAGAUAAAUAUGGACAUAAAUUGAAGGAGAAGAUGAGAUCGGAAGGUGUAACAGAUCUUCAAGCUUUGAGAAACAAGUUGAUACCUAAAGUCAAAACCCCACCCGUUGAAGCCCCGCCAUCUCGGACGAGAGAUGACAUUGUGAGGGAAGGGAGUUCUCCCGUGGCGAAACCUGGUCCGAAGGUCAAGUCUAGGGAAGAAACCAAGGGUGAUAGGAGUGGUGUCAAACCUCUUUCGUCAAUCCUUAACCUCCCUCUACUCCUUCUAACACCACACGACCCUCCAUCUAUCUCAAAAAUAUGGACUACAUACCAUACGACCCAUCCCACUCUUUCAUCAUCUUAUCUAUCGGCAACACUCCCGAUUUCAACUUACGAAUCAAUGAUAUCACUAGCAAAAGAAAAUCCAUCAUUCGUAUUACCUCUUCCUAGACAAUCAACAAAUGGAAUCCAAAUGGAAAAAUAUGACAUGUAUUAUUUACAAUGGUUAUUUCAUUCUUCUCCCAUACCCAUACCCAUUCCCAUUCUUAAUUCUCAUACGAACAUUCCUAUAGAUUCAGAGGAUUUAACAUUAUCACCAAUCACUUCAAUUUUAUUCACACCUUUGGAAGAAUAUAAACAUAGAGGAGAAUGGUCACAACCUCAUUUAGUUUUAACACAUUAUACGGAUUUAUCAAAUAGUCAUGGGUUGGUACUUAUGAGAGGAGAGAUUAGUCCUCUUCUUUCAAAUUCCUCAUCCACUUCGACACUCGGAACUGAAUCAUCGACAAUGACGGAUGAUCAGACAAAUUGGAUGUUAUCACAAUCACAAGCUCAACUAUUGGUAUUAGGUUUACAGAGGUUUUAUUGCUCGGAAGUUUGUCCAGAUAGGGAAACUUCAGAAGCGGCUGUGGAAAGACGAGCGAGGAGGGAGAUGUUGAGAGGAAUGAGAGAGAAACCAGGGGAAUGGAAUUGGACAGGCUUGGUAGAUAUGGCUUAUAGCGGUUUGGUUUAG